Molecule: messenger RNA, 760 nt
Organism: Archocentrus centrarchus (flier cichlid)
Lineage: Eukaryota; Metazoa; Chordata; Actinopteri; Cichliformes; Cichlidae
Gene: urad
Product: ureidoimidazoline (2-oxo-4-hydroxy-4-carboxy-5-) decarboxylase
Exons: 2
Coding region: 96-620 (174 amino acids)
Biological process (GO): urate catabolic process; allantoin metabolic process
Cellular component (GO): peroxisome
Molecular function (GO): 2-oxo-4-hydroxy-4-carboxy-5-ureidoimidazoline decarboxylase activity
Source: RefSeq, a predicted model, not a curated record
GUGUGUCCAGCGGUGCGUUAACCCUUGUUGCAAAGUGUUGUCUAAAGGUCGACAAACACUGUCUGUGCCAGCACUAAAGAGUGUUCCCAUAAAUCAUGGAUAUUUCCGCAGUAAAUGCUUUUUCAUACGAGGAUUUUGUGAAUACUUUCGGUAACGUGGUGGAGAAAUGUCCUCUUAUAACAGCCGCUGUGUGGUCGAGGCGCCCUUUUGGGAGUUUAAAUGCUCUGGAGGCUGCCAUCAGUGACUUCAUCGAUGAGCUCCCAGAAUCAGGCAAAGAGGGGAUCCUAAGGUGUCACCCCGAUCUGGCCGGCAGGGACCUCCUGAGGGGCACCUUGACCCGGGAGUCGCACCAGGAGCAGGCGGGAGCCGGGAUGGAUACGCUGGCCUCGGCGGAAGCCGAGCGCAUGGCCCGGCUCAAUGAGGAGUACAAAAAGCGCUUCGGCUUCCCGUUUGUCAUAUGCGCCCGGAUGAACGACAAAGCGAACAUCUUACGGCAGCUGACCGAGCGCUGUCAGAACGAGCGCGCAGAGGAGAGAGAGCGCGGCAUCGAGGAGGUGAAGAAGAUCUGCCGUUUGCGUCUCCAAAGUCUGGUGCUCACUGAUGCCGCGAACAAAUUAUGAAGUACUGUAGAUUGUGUUGGAGUGCUCCUGCGCCAGUUUGCUUGUAAAUGCCAAUACAUCCAGGCUCAUAGGCUGUGGUAUAUUUUUUAUUCGAAAUGUGUUCAUAAAUUCUUCAAUCAAUAAAACAAGUGGAUCAUUGA